Pteropus alecto (black flying fox) is the source of this 1236-nucleotide messenger RNA. RefSeq names its product proteasome subunit beta 8 (gene PSMB8). The coding region runs from base 195 to 1019 and encodes 274 amino acids. The record is from RefSeq and is a predicted model, not a curated record. Gene Ontology annotation, molecular function: threonine-type endopeptidase activity. NCBI's taxonomy places the organism in Eukaryota, Metazoa, Chordata, Mammalia, Chiroptera, Pteropodidae. The transcript is spliced from 6 exons. Gene Ontology annotation, cellular component: proteasome core complex.
CUCUUUCCACUCAUGGUUCCUCAACCUCUACGAAGGCUGAGCAGAGAAGCCUGUCCCCAGUAUGAUAUACCUGGUUUCCAGAUACCCACUGCCUUCUUCUCGGAAAAAAUUCUGGUUCCCUCCCCUUAAGGCUGCAGACUUUCGCUUUCACUUCCUUCUCUGCGAGCGGACAAAUUUCCCGGUGAUAGGCGAUCAUGGCGCUGCUGGAGGUGUGCGGAGCCCCGCGAGGGCAGCGGGAGGACUGGGCUUUCUCUGCCGCAGGAAGCCGGCAUCGCUCGGACCCUGGACACUACAGUUUCUCUAUGCGAUCUCCGGAGCUCGCCCUCCCCCGGGGAAUGCAGCCCACUGAAUUCUUCCAGUCCCUGAGUGGAGAAAGGAACGUUCAGAUAGAGAUGGCCCAUGGCACUACCACACUCGCCUUCAAGUUCCAACAUGGAGUAAUUGUGGCAGUGGAUUCUCGGGCUUCCGCAGGGAGUUACAUUGACACCUUAAGGGUGAACAAGGUGAUUGAGAUUAACCCUUACCUGCUUGGCACCAUGUCUGGCUCUGCAGCGGACUGUCAGUACUGGGAGCGUCUGCUGGCCAAAGAAUGCAGGCUGUACUAUCUGCGGAAUGGGGAGCGGAUCUCAGUGUCGGCAGCCUCCAAACUUCUCUCCAACAUGAUGUGCCAGUACCGGGGCAUGGGCCUCUCCAUAGGUAGUAUGAUCUGUGGCUGGGACAAGAAGGGCCCUGGACUCUACUAUGUGAAUGAAAAUGGGACUCGGCUUUCAGGGAAUAUGUUUUCCACUGGUAGUGGGAACACCUAUGCCUACGGGGUCAUGGAUAGUGGCUACAGGCCCAAUCUUAGCCUUGAAGAGGCCUAUGACCUCGGCCGCAGGGCUAUUGUUCAUGCCACCCACCGAGACAGCUAUUCUGGAGGCGUUGUCAAUAUGUACCACAUGAAGGAAGAUGGUUGGGUGAAAGUGGAAAGUACAGACGUCAGUGACCUGAUGCACCAGUACCGAGAGGCCAGUCAGUAACUGUGGUGGUGGCUGGACAGACCUCUGGGAAAACCUGGCUAACUCAGAGACCUGAACCAGCUUACACUCCAGGAGAAAGAGGGGCCUAACCUGAGCCUGGAGAUAAAGAACCAGAGGCCAGUGGGGUUGGGACAGAGUUUAUCCUUAUUCAAGUUCUGUUUCUUCAACCUUUUGGGUACCCUACUAAGCACAAUAAAGGAAAACGGUUAUAAAAGCC